This is a messenger RNA of Hymenoscyphus albidus, 1237 nucleotides long. The record is from the annotation of a GenBank genome assembly. NCBI's taxonomy places the organism in Eukaryota, Fungi, Ascomycota, Leotiomycetes, Helotiales, Helotiaceae.
CUUCUUCCGAGCACUAAUCCAAUACUCAUCAAGUCUCAUUUUGAACACGCGACUAAGAAAAUGCCAUCCCUUCCGAAAACAUACAAAGUCGCGGUCUUUGAGAAGAAAGGUGCGCCUUUCUCUCUCCAAGAUCGUGAAUUGAAGCUUCCUGCCCAAGGCGAGGUUCUUGUCAAAGUCAUUGCAUCUGGAGUCUGUCGCUCUGAUGAUGAUGGUGUGAAGGAAGCAGAAUUUGGUAACUCAUUUCCGAUUGUACCUGGCCAUGAAAUUAUUGGAGAAAUAGCAAGUGUUCCAGAUGGAGAAAAGAGAUGGAAAGUCGGUGAUCGGGUUGGUGGCCCAUGGCACGGAGGCCAUGAUAGAGUUUGCAAACAAUGUCAGCGCGGACAAUUGUAAGUGUAUUCUGAAUUGGUUCUUUUCCGUUCAUUAGGAGAGGCAUGGGAUCGUAUACUCUCUCAAAAUAAGACAAAGUCUUGUUCUGCCAGCUGUUUUGAAAAUCCAGAAACUUGCCGAAUAAGACAAUGCAAAUUCCGAGAUCUUCUGCAGUCAAAUGUGUCAAGAUGGAGCCAUCAAUGGAGUGACUCGAGACGGAGGUUAUGCCGAAUAUGUCCUAUUGCGAUCAGAGGCAGUCGUCAACGUUCCCAAGGAUGUUGAUUCAGUAGAAUAUGCGCCAAUUCUCUGCGCUGGUAUCACAGUCUUCAAUUCCAUCCGAAAGUGCAAAAUUACACCUGGCGACCUGGUUGCCGUCCAAGGACUUGGGGGACUGGGCCACUUGGCUGUUCAAUAUGCCAACAAGAUGGGAUAUAAAGUCGUUGCUCUCAGUUCAGGCGGUUCGAAAAAAGACUUUGCUGAUAAACUUGGUGCACACGAGUACAUUGAUACCACCAAAGAAGACGCAAGCAAGAAAUUGAUGGAGAUGGGAGGAGCCGCUUUGAUUGUCUGUACCGCUCCAAAUCCCAAGGCCAUCAGUCCUCUUACUGCUGGUCUGGAACCUGGUGGAAGAGUGUUGAUUCUUUCGCCCUGCGGUCCAGUCGAGGUCAAUUCAGUAGAUUUGAUCAUGAGAGCCGCAUCUGUUGCCGGCUUCCCUAGAGGCCACGCCUUGGACAGUGAGGAGGCCAUUGCAUUCACCAAACUUCAUGGUAUCAAAUGUAUGGUCGAGAAGUUCCCAUUUAAGGACGUACAGAAAGCUUACGAGCACAUGAUGAGUGGUGAUGUUCGCUUCCGAUGUGUUUUGGUCAUGUAG